AUGAAGCGAUUCCUCACUCCAUUCAUACUUCUCCUCCUGGCCCUGCUGUUUCCAGGAUUAUCCAGAGCCAGAUAUAUUAACCAGCAAGGCACUGAAGGUCCCAGAGAACCUAAGGAAGAGUCUCAUGGACAAGGAACAAAUGAGUCUCACUUGUUACACCACCAAGUAAAACGCUACCUCUUACCUCGCACUCCCCCUUUCGAGGGGGAUAUUCCGCCUGGAAUUAGAAAUAUUAUCUGCCUUAUGCAACGUGGAACCUGCAGACUUUUCUUCUGCCAUUCUGGGGAGAAAAAGGGUGAAAUCUGCUCUGAUCCCUGGAACAGGUGCUGCGUACCUAAUGCAAAGGAAGAGAGAAAAGAUAAACCAGAGAUGGAUGGCGAGUCUGGCACCUAA
Ceratotherium simum simum (southern white rhinoceros) is the source of this 393-nucleotide messenger RNA. The record is from RefSeq and is a predicted model, not a curated record. NCBI's taxonomy places the organism in Eukaryota, Metazoa, Chordata, Mammalia, Perissodactyla, Rhinocerotidae.